Coprinopsis cinerea okayama7#130 is the source of this 762-nucleotide messenger RNA. RefSeq lists its product as hypothetical. The transcript is spliced from 12 exons. Gene Ontology annotation, cellular component: extracellular region. The record is from RefSeq and is a predicted model, not a curated record. Gene Ontology annotation, biological process: defense response. NCBI's taxonomy places the organism in Eukaryota, Fungi, Basidiomycota, Agaricomycetes, Agaricales, Psathyrellaceae. The coding region runs from base 1 to 762 and encodes 253 amino acids.
AUGAAGGCUUUCACGACUCUCGCAACCACCCUCGUUCUGCUUGCCACCGAGGCUGCAGCACGAAGGUUUACUGUUUACAAUAACUGCCCCUUCACCAUCUGGCCUGCUAUCUACACCGACCCCAACAGGGGUCCCGUUCGUCCACAGCACCCUACCGGAUGGGAGGCGAGGCCUUUCACCAGGGUUCAAUUCAACGUCGAUGACGGCUGGAAGGCUGGCCGCAUCUGGGCCAGGCGUAACUGCGACUUCUCCAGGCCUGGGGCAAGCUCGUGUAUCUCUGGUGGUUGCAAUGGAGGAAUGCAAUGUACCCACCCCGGUGUUCCACCUGUCUCGUUGGCCGAGUUUACUUUGAACGGUGACGGCAACCAGGACUUCUACGACGUGUCACUCGUUGACGGAGCUAAUCUUCCCGUCCGCAUUUCGGUUGACAAUGCAAACUGCCCCCGAGGUGAAUGUGGUGUUGACCUCGGCCCCAACUGCCCUGCUCCCCUCAGAGGACCGUUCGACUCAUCCGGCUUCCCGCUUGGGUGCAAAUCAGCGUGCAUUGCCAAUUUGGAUGGCAACCCAGCGAAUUCUAGGAACUGCUGCAGCGGACAAUUCAAUACCCCUGCAACAUGUCCCGCUUCCGGCGUCCAAUUUUACAGUUACUUCAAGAAUAAUUGUCCUAGGGCCUAUGCUUACGCCUACGACGAACCAAGCGGCGCCCUUCUCACCUGCCCCGGCUCCGCAAGGGCUGACUACACUGUCACUUUCUGUCCUUGA